Messenger RNA from Eruca vesicaria subsp. sativa (arugula), 1502 nucleotides. Lineage: Eukaryota; Viridiplantae; Streptophyta; Magnoliopsida; Brassicales; Brassicaceae. The record is from the annotation of a GenBank genome assembly.
AUGAGCAAAGUGGGCUCCUCGCUGUACACUCGCCUCCAUGGAAUCUUCAAAGAAUCUCCCAUCUCCACCGUCAAAACCACCACAAAACCCAAAACCCAAUCCAAAUCCAAAAAGUUCCUCACUAAAUCCAAAAAACCCACAGCUUCUCCAGCUUCCGCCUCCAUAGACACAGUAACAUCCUCUAACGACGCCAAGGCCACAAAAGACUCAAAAUUAACAAAAAAAGUCGAAAAAUUCAAAAGAUCCUGCGAAUCAGCAACCUUCCGUCAAGUCCACGGACUCUACAGCGCCUUCAUCCGCCGCCUCAGAGAAGCCAACAAAUUCUCAACCAUCGACGAAGUCCUCCAGCACCAGAAGAAGUACGAAGACAUAAAAUCCGAAGACUUCGUCAUCCGUAUAAUGCUCCUCUACGGGUACUCAGGGAUGGCGGACCAUGCACACAAGCUGUUCGACGAAAUGCCUGAACUAAACUGCGAAAGGACUAACAAGUCUUUCAACGCGCUUUUAUCGGCUUAUGUUAAUUCCAGGAAGGUCGAUGAGGCCAUGAAGGUGUUCAAGGAGUUGCCGGAGAAGCUAGGUAUCACUCCUGAUCUUGUUACUUAUAAUACAAUGAUCAAAGCGGUGUGUCGUAAAGGAUCCAUGGAGGAUAUAUUGUGUAUUUUGGAAGAGGUUGAGAAGAACGGGCUUGAGCCUGAUAUGAUCACUUUUAAUACGUUGUUGGAGGAGUUUUAUAGGAGGGAUUUGUUUGCUGAGGGAGAUAGGAUUUGGGAUUUGAUGAAGGGGAAGAGUCUUGUUCCUAAUAUUAGGAGUUAUAACUCGAGGGUCAGAGGUUUGACUAGGAACAAGAAGUUUGCUGAUGCGGUUGAGCUCACUGAGGUUAUGAAAGCUGAAGGGAUCUCUCCUGAUGUUCAUACGUACAAUGCGUUUAUUACCGGUUACCGCGGUGAUAACAAUGUUGAGGAGGCUUUGAAAUGGUAUAGUGAGAUGAAGGAGGUAGGUUUGACUCCUGAUACUGUGACUUACUGUUUGUUAAUCCCUCUCGUUUGCAAGAAAGGGGAUCUUGAUAGAGCGGUUGAGAUGUCGGAAGAAGCGAUUAGACAUAAGGUUCUGUCUCGUCCCAACAUGUACAAGCCAGUGAUCGAUGGUUUGGUUGGUGAAGGGAACAUUGAUAAAGCAAUGCAGCUAGUGAAGGAUGGUAAGUUACAGAGUUACUUUCGCUACUUACCAGGCUUGUCCACUGGUACUAAGAAGGAUACAGCUACGGUUCCGGUCUCUUCAGUUUCGGUCGAAGCUAGCGUGGGGGAGGAGUAAGAAUGGUUGAUCAGUGUUUAGCAACUGCUUUAACGAAUGCGUUAUAAUGGUGGCUUCCUAUCUUGUUUAUCACUCGUUUAGAUUUGUUAACCAGUUGACUCAAUUUGCAAGGAAACAAGGUUAUAUUGGUCUCUCUUGUGAUUUUUUUCAAUUUAUAAUUUUGGAAUUUUGCUUUUCUUUUUAAAUUCUGC